UAAGCUCCGUCCGCCGAUCGAGCCAAAAACAUUUGUGUGGACUGUCCGAGCGCGUAAGAUCAGAAUGAAGCUUCUGUUUGUUCUUCCGCUUCUGGUGGCUGCCGUUUCUGGCCAGGGAUUGUUCGGCGGAGGAGGUGGAUUCGGAGGAGCAUUCGGAGGAGGACUCGGAGGCGGGCUUGGCAACAAUCGCUUCGCUGGAGCUAUUCAAAACGCAGCAGGCACUCUUCAGAAUGCUGCCAGCAACUUUGCCAGUAGUGUGCCCAAGGUGCCACUUCUGUCGAACGUCCAGAACUUUGGUGACUUCCUGGCGCAAUCCGGAAAGACCUACCUCAACGCCGCCGAUCAGGCUCUGCACGAGGGUGCCUUCGCAUCCACCAAGAACUUGGUGGAGGCUGGAAACGCCGCCUUCGCCCAAGGAGUCGCCACCUUCAAGCAGGCCGUGAAUGCCUUCGCCGACUUGACCCACGCCGAGUUCCUGAAGCAGUUGACCGGUCUGAAGAGGGACCCCGCUGCUAAAGCCCGUGCUGCCGCCAGUUUGAAGGAGGUCAGCCUGCCCGAUCAGCCCGUUCCGGAUUCCUUUGACUGGCGCGAGCACGGAGGUGUCACUCCUGUUAAGUUCCAGGGCACUUGUGGAUCCUGCUGGGCCUUCGCCACCACGGGAGCCAUCGAAGGUCACACCUUCCGCAAGACAGGCAGCUUGCCAGUUCUCUCCGAGCAGAAUCUGGUCGAUUGUGGCCCAGUUGAGGACUUUGGCCUGAAUGGCUGCGACGGUGGUUUCCAGGAGGCCGCCUUCUGCUUCAUCGAUGAAGUGCAGAAGGGCGUCUCCCAGGCUGGAGGCUAUCCCUACAUCGACAACAAGGGCACGUGCAGCUACGAUGGCAGCCAGUCGGGAGCCGUCCUUAAGGGAUUCGCCGCCAUUCCGCCCAAGGAUGAGGAGCAAAUGAAGAAGGUGGUGGCCACCUUGGGCCCUUUGGCCUGCUCUCUGAAUGGCCUGGAGACGUUGAAGAACUACGCCGGCGGCAUCUACAACGACGAUGAGUGCAACAAGGACGAGCCGAACCACUCUGUUCUGGUCGUGGGUUACGGAUCGGAGAACGGACAGGAUUACUGGAUCAUCAAGAAUUCGUGGGACGACACCUGGGGCGAGAAGGGAUAUUUCCGCCUGCCGCGCGGAAAGAACUACUGUUUCAUCGCCGACGAGUGCUCCUAUCCUGUGGUUUAAGAUUAAUGUCAGAGAAAUGUUACUAAUAUGACAGCAACUUUCGUGGAGAUGUUGCUAAUGUUAUUAAGUAAAAUUUAAUAAAAUCUUUUCUGUUAAUAAAUUAAGCGGUUCACGGACUCGAGCAGCAAAAAACAAACAA
Molecule: messenger RNA, 1361 nt
Organism: Drosophila ficusphila
Lineage: Eukaryota; Metazoa; Arthropoda; Insecta; Diptera; Drosophilidae
Product: procathepsin L
Exons: 4
Coding region: 65-1222 (385 amino acids)
Cellular component (GO): lysosome
Molecular function (GO): cysteine-type endopeptidase activity
Source: RefSeq, a predicted model, not a curated record